Messenger RNA from Ctenopharyngodon idella (grass carp), 2944 nucleotides. RefSeq names its product proline rich 5 like (gene prr5l). Bases 1312 to 2340 code for a protein of 342 amino acids. Gene Ontology annotation, biological process: TORC2 signaling. The transcript is spliced from 9 exons. The record is from RefSeq and is a predicted model, not a curated record. Gene Ontology annotation, cellular component: TORC2 complex. NCBI's taxonomy places the organism in Eukaryota, Metazoa, Chordata, Actinopteri, Cypriniformes, Xenocyprididae.
ACGUUUAGAACUUAAUGCCAUUUGAACUACUGAUUUCUUACGUUCCAACUAAUAAAUAUAAUGUUAGUUAAUGUCAUUAAUGAAUGUUAUUACAGAGUAAAGCUCACUUAUAUGUGAUUCUUGAGUUGUAGAUGCCUUCAUUGGGAAGCUUCAUUGGCUGCUCCUCAAAAACUAGUACGCUACAACAUUUUUGGGCAUUCAUUUAUUCGGAGAAAGCAUUUUUGCAUUUUACUUAAAAGGAUAGUUCACCUAAAAUUAAUAUAAUUUGCUUACCCUCAUACCGUUCUGUGGAACAGAAAAGAAGAUAUUUUGAAAAAUGUCUUAUUGCACAUACAGUGACAGUCAAUGUGGUCCAAUUUUGUUUUGGACAAAAAACAAAUCUUCAACAAAAUGUGUCUUCCUAACAAAAUAUCUUCUUUUAUGUUUCAUAGAAGAAAUAAAAUCAUAAAGGAUUGGAACUUCACAAAAGCGAGUAUAUGAGAACAGAAUUAUAUAAUUUUUUUAGUGAAUUGUUCCUUUAAAUGAAUGACAAAGGAAAACUUUCAUAGUGUUUUUCAUAACCAAACAACACUUUCAUUAAAAGUUUUCAGGUUCUCCAAAAUUAAAACCAAACUAAAUAGUAAAAUAAAAAAUAAUUGUCAUAGUUGAGGUUGUGGACUUAAAUGUUUUCAUAGAAGUAUGAUUAUUUAAACUUUAUAGUUAUCCUCCUUGGUGUAAACAGGCCUUCAAAAAGUUGAAGCUGACUUUAGGAGUCUGCUUAAUGUACUUAAGCCAGGUCAGCAGUUGGACGCAGAUGAUAAAUGAGGCUGUUUACUCUCCUCUGGUCAUGCUUUGAGAUGCUGCAGCCUUAAUUGCAUUACCUAACUGGCCUGAGUACUUGCUCAUGUCUGUUAUUAGAAGUUCACCAGUCAACCAUCAAACCGGACAAUCCAAGCCCUAAUUUGCCAAAGCACUUGGUGAAUAAAUUAAUAUGCCAGAGCUGAAAGAAAUGAGAUUGUUCUUAAGGAGCCGGGCAGAAGCGUGAUGUCUUGGUUAGUGUGAUUUAUGACCAGAGGCGCCCCAUAAGCUCGAUUCAUGCGAAUUAUGUAUGCGAGUGCAGAGAAUGAAUCAACAGCAGUGGGAGUGUGCAGCAUGGCUUGCUUUUGGCCUCGUAAUUAGCAGAUGGUGAGUAUGGAUGCAUAAAAUUUUCAUUCAUAAUGUUAGACUGUGAAUGAGCUCACUUUCUUGCAGGAUGGAACGGAUUUGGUGUGCCAUCUGAUAUGACAUCAUUGCCAUCUUGCUGCACGUGCCUGUCCUCAUCACAACUGAACCAUGGGGUCAUACCGAAAGCCCAGGCCCCGUUUCAUGAGCUCGCCUGUGCUGUCAGACCUCGCCCGCUUUCAUGCCAGCUCGCCAACAUUGCAGCUGUCCAACGCUAGUGUUUGGAACAGUGUUCAAUCGGCUGUAAUUAAAGUCUUCCAAGGUGGGGGGCUGCAGUCCAAUGAGCUCUACACCCUGAAUGAAAGCAUACGGUGGCUUUUGAGGACCGAGUUGGGAUCAUUUAUCACAGAGUACUUUCAGGAUCAGCUCUUGAAUAAGGGUCUGACGGAUAUUUUGGAGAAGAUUCAGCUUCAUAAUGAUGAAAAUCGUCUCCAAGCGCUGUCUGAGGUGUGGGUGAGGUUUUUCUCAGAGAUCCUGCCAACUCUUCAAGCUAUUUUUUACCCUGUGCAGGGUCAGGAGUUGACUGUGAGGCAAAUGUCUCUGCUAGGCUUCAGGAACAUGGUUCUGUUGAAGCUUCCUCUGGAGAACAUGUUUCAGGGCUCCUCAUACCCUCCUCCAAUCACACAGAUGCUGCUGAUCCUGCAGGGCAUUCAUGAGCCUAAUGGACCUACGCAAGAGUAUUUCCGACUGGAGAGACUGGUGGACAUGGUUGUAUCUCCCUACCUGAGUAACUACCUCUACAUGAGCCCUAGCGAUUCCUCUUCAGAGGAUCAUCUAGAAGGCUUGAGACUGGUUAACACACCACACCUCAAUCAUCCUGAGAUUAUGGUGACACACUUUGCCCAUGAGUCCUUCCUGGCACCUCUAAUCGAACACGAAGGUGAAGCCUAUUUGGAAAGAACCGGCGGCGGCCGACGCCACACUGUCGCCAAUGUGCAUUCGGACAUCCAGCUGCUGUCCAUGAAAAACAGGAUGUGUUCAGAAAAAGUCGAGGUCAGUGGGGCAGCCAGGACGACCAAGAGCAAAAAGACACCUAAGAGUUUCUGCAGCGAACCGACAUUUUUUGACUCCCGGCCAGGUGGCGUGGAAAUCCUUCGAGGGCAAAGCACUGCAGAGAUAAAGUGUGGCUUAACUAGUUAGAAAUCUCUCUUUCUCUCAAAACGCCCACUGCGAUCUUCUAAAGUUAUGAUAACUGAGACAAGCUAGAACCUGUUCAUUUAAUACAAUAUAAAGUCUACUGUUUUGGAAAUAGGCAGUAGUUUGUGUGCUAAAUACUGUUUGGCCUGUCAGUUUAGCCUUUUUUUUAUAAGGUUAGAGGGUGGAGGAUUGUUAAAGAAGUCUUCGGUUUAGCUCUUUCUUGUAAAGCACACCGAGUGUCACUUUUUUUCAGUUGUGGAGGUGGUAAAGCUGUGUGAAAAUACGCUCUGGUGAGCUCACGGUUUACAGAGGUACAGCAAAAGCCAUACUGAGACGCAUGAGAUCACAAACUGAUCUGCGCUUACUUGCAGUUCCUGUCUUUUACCUACUCUUUCUUAAGCGUUCUUGUGGUUUUGUUUCCUUUUAGUGGAAACUAAACAGGCUGACAUGAAGAAAAAGUGGCAUUUUAGUCUUUUUAUUAAUAUUUUGUUUUAUUUUAUGGAAUUUUAAUAUUAUGGUAAUUUAAAAAAAUGCAUUUAAGUGUGAAUGUAAAAUAAUGUAUAUAUUUGUAGUAAUAAAUUUAAUGAGGAAAGUGAUUUUAAAUUCA